AUGGGGGGGUCGACAACCAAAACGGCUUCUUGUAGAGCGAUGCACAACUGCCACCCGGUUAUCUACUUCUCUGGUUUCUCUCACUCUCCGCCGAUAAAGAAGAAUCACUCGUCUUCUUCCAUUGAGAUCUUACGGAUUUGGAUGACGUCUACUUUAUCAAAAUAUCUCGAUAAAGUUUAUACGAUGGCAGAAGGGGGAUCUCGGUAUUGCUCUAAAAAAUCUGAUGAUAUCUGUGGUGAUAUAUGUGAUGAGGAUUCAGGAAAGCCUUCCACCAUGGCAAGAUUACGAUGCAUUCUACGAGGACUCGAGCUCAAAACCAUCAUCUUCCUUUUCGUAAUGGUCCCAAGCAUCGUCCUCGGUUUAUACAUCCACGGACAAAAAGUCUCCUACUUUUUACGACCCUUAUGGGAAUCACCACCAAAACCCUUCCACGAAAUCCCGCACUACUAUCACGAAAACGUAUCAAUGGAAAAUCUCUGCAAACUCCAUGGCUGGGGCACACGAGAGUUCCCAAGACGCGUAUUUGAUGCAGUAUUAUUCAGAAUCCCAAAGCCUCUAGUGUUCGCGAGUCAACAAGAUAAGUUCAAAUUCGUGGCCCCACGUUUAACAUAUGGUCAAAUUCCAGGAAGAUUUCAAAAGGGUGAAAACCCUUUUGUUGAAGAAGCAUACCAAAGACUUGCAUUGGAUUUUCUGUUGAAAAAAGCCGGGAUUCAAGAUGAUGACUUGUUGAUCAUGUCAGAUGUUGACGAGAUUCCAAGUCGACAUACAAUCAAUCUGUUGAGAUGUUGGAGGGCGUCUGUUCACAGAUAUCAAUCGGGAAAAACAACGUAUGCUCAUUAUCGACAAUCUGACAUCAUGUUGGCGGAUGCUGGGUGGCAUUGUAGCUUUUGUUUUCGCCACAUCAGCGAGUUCAUCUUCAAAAUGAAAGCUUAUAGUCAUGUCGAUAGGGUGAGGUUCAAUAAGUUUUUGAAUCCUACGAGGGUUCAAAAGGUAAUUUGCAAAGGUUCGGAUCUUUUCGAUAUGCUUCCGGAAGAGUACACGUUUAAAGAAAUCAUCGGGAAAAUGGGACCCAUUCCACAUUCGUAUUCAGCUGUUCAUCUUCCUGCACAUCUUAUAGAAAACGCAGAUAAAUACAGAUUUCUUUUACCUGGGAAUUGUAUAAGAGAAAAGGUGGUGUCUUGCAACUUUGACCAAACAAUAGUCAACUCUGAAUCUUGGCAUAGUGAUUUGCUGAGUUUUUGGGGGUUGGAGGAGAUGAGAUUCAUGUGUUUUGAGAUGGUGGGAUUGUGUUUUUAG
Lactuca saligna is the source of this 1296-nucleotide messenger RNA. Lineage: Eukaryota; Viridiplantae; Streptophyta; Magnoliopsida; Asterales; Asteraceae. The record is from the annotation of a GenBank genome assembly.